Molecule: messenger RNA, 778 nt
Organism: Brassica oleracea var. oleracea
Lineage: Eukaryota; Viridiplantae; Streptophyta; Magnoliopsida; Brassicales; Brassicaceae
Exons: 4
Coding region: 177-563 (128 amino acids)
Molecular function (GO): protein binding
Source: RefSeq, a predicted model, not a curated record
CAAACCUAUCGUCUCUCUCUAUUGAAACCUUAAAAAUGCCUCAUUUUGCACUGCAAAGUACGCUGAAAAUCUCGUCCCCUUCUCCGUUUUGGUGAUCCCGAGAAGUUCACUCUCAAAAAAUCAAAGCUUAAAUUUCGGAUCUUUAACAAAGCUGUCUCCUCGAGGAGACGACGACGAUGAGCAGCAGAGAUCAUCAACAUCCACCCGAGCCUCUCGAUUUCUUCAUCUGGACUGUUGAGGAUGUUGGAUCUUGGCUUGAGGAGAUAAACCUUGGAAGCUACCGACUGAUUUUCAAAGAAAACGGCGUCAAUGGAGAAUAUCUAGAAAGCAUGUCUGUGUUUACAACGGAACAGAUCCUUCACUUCAUUAGGAGGCAUCACAUGAAAUGGGGAGACUUCAUCACCCUCUGUAAAGAACUCAGAAGGAUUAAAGUGGCUUGCUUGAAAGGUGAGCAGAGAGUUCGACGGCCAUGGUGGGCACCGUCUUGUCUAUCAGUAGUCUUUGUUAAGGCGGCUAAGCGCAACCGACAGUCUCGAGUUGUAUCUUUAAAGCUUGAAUCUUGACAAUUGAUAUUACACUUUGGAUGUUUAUGUACGUUCUUGUCUCUCUUCUUUUCCUUUUUUUUUUUUGGUUUGUUUGUGGAGAUAAAAGCCACAUAUGCACUAGGAAGAAACAAACUGGAGCCAAAAAUGCUGUUUAGCUUGGUAAAAUCUUGCAAGGAGGAAAAAAAUAUAGUUUUGUACUUUGGUUGUAUACAAUGCUUGCUCUCAGAUGUUUA